AUGGUACAGUUCAGACACCGCGUGAGCUCUGCGAUUGGGCGGAUGUCUUCCGACGAUGCUUCCGUCUCUCAACACAAACCUUCCUCAACAAGUUUCGCAGAUGUCUUCAAGAAUUUAGCUGUCGGUCGACCGAAAUCGCAUUCCCCAGUCUCUCUCCAGGAAAGCAGCAGCGACUCCCCAUCUCAUCCCGAUUACCGCGCAACCCACAGACUCAUAUACGGUCUCGACUCAAUGCAUCGCGGUAGUGUGGUCUCGAGCUCUUCGGACAUUCCUAGUGCUCCGGACUUCGAUACGUCUCUGCAAGCUUUGUCGCAAAGACAGAACUUGACUCAGGCCAUCGAAGAGUCGGAACUUCUCGCCAAAACCCUUCAAUGGUUUAGUUCCGAACAGUCCGUCGUACUCUGGGAAGCUGCCGAAUAUCUUCUGCAUCAUGAAAGUUCUCUGGACGCGCAGAAAGCCGGAGCCAGAUUACUGGAGGCAAUCGCAGCCCGCCAAGAUCUCUCUCCGGCCGCAAGGCGCAUGGUCUUCGAAUCAAUCGCUUCCCCUGCCGAACCUGAUGUCGUUGCUUCGCGUGUGCAGUCACUGAUUUCCCUGUCUGACCAUGGCAGGAAAUUAGAUUUCACUGGCUCCUCCAUCUUACAUAUCAUCUCAUCUUGGAUUAUCCCGCUUUACGACACAAUUGCAAACGCACGGUCCAAAUCCAAGAAAACGAAGCCAACAAAACACGGAAUGACAUAUGACGAAGAAAUGCUGGGGGAUCUCUUCCAGUUUGCUGUUGACCUGAUUACAUUACAACGAAAGCAACCAAGCCAGUCGGAAAUCGAGCUGCUUCUCACCGAGACAUUCACCACUUGUCGAAGAACCAGCGUCGCAGCUGACAUUAAAAACUCAUUGGCAGUGUUUGACGCUGUAAUUGUGUACGCGGAUGUGCCCGAUGCAAGCUUUGCUACUCUGCUGGAGGUUCUCUGCAGCAUUCAUGCAUCUGUCAAAUCUCUCUCGGGUCCAACCUCGCGGGCAGUCCGCAGUUUAGCCAAGUCCCGGAGACAGGAGGAGAUGGUGAAUACUCUCCAUGAGUUCCUGAGAGACUCGUGCUCUGCUGAACAGACUCGCAAUCUCAACGUACUCCGUGGCACCCUUUAUGUGUUCUCAGACUUCCUUCGUGCAUAUGGGCAAGAUGGCAUGCCUCACCUUCCAUUCGAUCAACUGAUAGAAUCUUUGCAUGCCAUUGCCCAGAAGGAUGACAGCCGAGUAGAUGCUGACCUCUUGGAUUUGUGUCUGAACAUCCUGGAAGGAGAUUAUAUCCAUAUUGCUUUGGAGCAAGAUUGGAAGGGGUUUUCCGAGCUCCUCAUGAUCUGCUCUCGCAGAAUUGGUGAUGAUUCGGUUGGAUCUCCCAUCCCAUCCACCACUUCGCCGUUGAAAAGCGCCCACGACGAAACCAAAUCUUACAUUUUGGCAAAUCUGAUUCGCAUUUCUACCGUCAUUGAAACACAUUGGGGACAACUCACCAAUGAGCAAAAACAGUGCACGGUCCGAUUCUUUUUGAAAAUCCAUCAACACGUCGAGCCUCCACAAGCCGAACUCAUCAUCAAUUCCAUACGGAAGGACAAGCUCUGUUAUCCUUCUGAAAACCCGGCUUGGGCUCGGCAUUGCCAUGAGCUGAUCGAGUCUUUUGUUCAGCCCCGGAAGCAGAGCUCGGAUAUUCGCAUAUUGGCGUUGGACACGUUGAAGGAAGCGUUGUCUGGUCAUGAAGCAUCACUGUUCGCCCCCGACCACGGCAUUCUAAGUCUCUUGUUGAAAGAUUUCUCUUCUGAACACGACCUCCUCUUUUUGGAAUCGCUAGUUUCGUUAUUGACGGAGCCAGCGACACAGCACGCUGAUGACGAUACUUUCCAAUUGCUUGUCACCACGAUUGCAGCCCCAAUGGAGAAGGAUACUGCCAAAGACGAACCACGGGAAGCUGCCUCGAGUCAUUCAUCAUCGCGUCGAACAUCAACCACAAGUGUUCUGGAGCUUAGUUUGACCAAUGUCUGUUCCGUGGGUCUUGUGAAAAUGAUGCUGCGUGCAUUGAGCUCUUCUUCGGCGAAAGCUCUCAUGGCAUUUGAAGUACUAUUGCAAAUAGCGCAAUCUCCUAACCGACCAACAGACUCUCGUCUCACGGCUUUGAAAUUGCUCUUCCGUCUACGCUGUGACUCAGCCGGAGCAGUCACGGUCGUUUCGACGUCAGAGAGUGACUUUUUGAUGAAUGUUUUGGGUCGGAACUUGGAUGGUGGCUCUAAAUUACAAGCCUCGAGCGAUCCUACUUCCCGUGACCAACCCCAGCAGGAAAACACUGCGGUCUCGCCGACCACAAAGCUGCCGAUGAGAGAGGCUACGCCUAGUGUUAACUCGAAAACAGCCCCGCGGGGCUCCGUCUCUGCUCGCGGGUCCAAGCUCACGGCCCCUGCAUGGACGCAUGCUUUGCCUCAAGUACUUCCUGAGCAGCCUCCUGGGGAAUCCAGCCCUGUACUAUUUGCCCAUGCUCAGCCCGAGGCACCGAGUCCUUCUGAGGUGGCGGAAGACACUGAAUCGACCGAGUCAACGCCGGUUGAAACAAAAGAAACGGGGCUCUUGAGGGUCAAGAUGUGGCUUGAACUCGUGAUCACUCUACUCCAGCGAGAGCCCGACUGGGAUGUGUACAGUUAUGUCCUGACUCACCUUGGACCUCAACUUGGCAACAAAGACUUCUUCAAAGAUGCCAUUCCUCAGGUCACAUUGCUUCGCAGUAUUCUGUGUGAUCAGGUCAAGAACAGCACUUUCCAUGAACCACCUGAGACCACUGGACUCAAAAAGAGCGACGUGGCUGCCUGCAUAUUCGAUGCCCUCUGCAUGCUCGUUAGCUACCACGACCAUUUCGCAAAAAGCGAAGAGGACGACUUGGUUAGAGCGUUCAUGCAGGGCAUCAUCGGUUCGUGGGGAGGUACCUCCCGCGGUUGUAUUCAGGCCCUGUCGCUUUGCUGCCAUGAAAUCCCAAUGUCCGUGACCAAGUCACUGACUAGCAUUCUUGACCGAAUGUCCAAAGUGAUCACCAUGUCAAAUGUUGCCGUACACAUUUUGGAAUUCCUAGCCCUUCUUGCGCGUUUGCCUGAUGUUUACGUCAACCUGCGCGAAGAGGAGAUCAGGACUGUGUUUGGAAUCUGCAUUCGAUUUUUGCAAACCUCUAGAGAGCAACGCUACAGGGCAUCUGAGGCGGCGUUACGGGCGUCUCAGUCUGCUUCUCAAUCAGCCCAGUCUCCUCAAUCAAGACUCAGCGCUGGGUCGAAAGAGAUUGCUGCGCAUGCUGCUGAAGCUAUGGAAUCUUCCCAGGACGGCAUGGCUAAGUACAUUGCCAAUCUCACUUACCAUGUUAUGAUUUUCUGGUUCUUGUCCUUGAAGCUUCAAGACAGACCUAAGCAUGUGAACUGGAUCACGAGCAGGCUCAUUUAUCGUGAUGAGCAUGGUAAAGAGGUGGUCGAGGAGUCAAGUCAGGUUUUGAUUGAUCUGAUGCAGCGAGUGGCGUAUUCAGAUCUUGGAGAGACCGUUCCAUUUGAUAAAUUCCCUCCCUCGCCUGAUGAUGGCCCAGUGUCUAAGAAGUCCUGGGUAGUGGGCAUGAGUAUUGUCUCUGUUGAAAGUGCCGGGUGCUCCGGGUUGUCUCAGAUCACGAAGCGCCAGGCAUCUGGAACCACAUACUCGGUCUAUCAGCAAAGAACCGCCCCAGUUCUCCCGCAUCAAGUUCCUCCGACGCCGGACUCUCACUUACACUCCGACUCCAUGCCAACUGCCAUCCUUCCGAGUCAUAUUAUGCUUCAAUUGAGCGCUACUGCUUUCCCCAGUCCAACAGUCAUGCAACCCAUCCCAGUUCCCGAGGAUGAUAUCACACGUCGUGCUAUUGCUAACUUUGAUCGAACUGACAUCGUCGAUGGACAUCGGAUCGGCCUUGUUUACAUUGGCAAUGGCCAGACAAAGGAGGCGGACAUCCUGGGCAACACGUGUGGCUCCCCCGACUAUGAACACAUGCUGUCUGGCUUGGGAACCGAGGUGUCUCUCCGAAACCCUCAGUUCAACCCACAGGGAUUAUAUGCCGACACAGAUGGAGAAACCACCUAUGCUUGGCGCGAUCGUGUCACAGAGAUUGUCUAUCACGUUGCAACCAUGAUGCCUACGGAUCUUGAGCGUGAUCCGGCUUGUGUCAACAAGAAGCGCAACAUUGGAAACAACCAUGUCACCAUCGUGUUCAACCGCUCGAACCUCCCCUUCAACUUCGACACAUUUCCAUCCGAGUUCAACUCCAUUAAUAUUGUCAUCACUCCAUCAUCUCGGGUUGCGUACAACGAGAGCGGCGAUGCGGAUGGCGAAACUGAUCCGAAAAAGCUAUACUAUAGCGUGCAGGUUAUCAGUAAGCCUGGUUUCCCUGAUGUAUCACCUGCUGCGACCCCAAAGAUCAUUUCUGGCAAGAACCUGGCAGCCUUUGUUCGCAUUCUCGCCUUGAAUGCGUCCGUUUUCUCUCUUGUCUGGAGCAACAAGGGCGGUGAGCAUACAUCAUCUUGGCGAACUCGCUUGCGAGAAAUCAAGAAGGUUCGUGAGCGAGCACUCGCGGCACAGGCUCAAUCCUUCGAGGCAGCCGAAGGCGCCUAUCCUGGCCAGCGACGCAAUACCAAGCCGAACAUCUUCUCGGAGGAAUUACCAUCGCGCGCUCCCAUCGAAAUCGAUUCCGCCUCAGACUGGAACGCAGCUGCCGACACGAACAUCCUCCAAAAUCUGGAUUUCUCUCGCUGGUCGCGUUGA
This is a messenger RNA of Penicillium salamii, 4800 nucleotides long. The record is from the annotation of a GenBank genome assembly. Lineage: Eukaryota; Fungi; Ascomycota; Eurotiomycetes; Eurotiales; Aspergillaceae.